AUGUACGAAAAUGAGUUGGUCGUACUGUUUCGCUCAUAUCGUUCAGGAGUACUAUUCUUCUCGGUGGCCGACCAGGGAGACAUCCUCAUCGCUCAAGUUCUACACGGAACCGUUCACGUCAUGUUUGACUUCGGGUCACUGGCACCAUCACACAUCAGUGCUGGUAGAGCUCUUGAUGACGGCCGAUGGCACGAGUUCCGAUGGCUGCAUCAGUUCGAUUCCAUUCAACUGACCGUUGACGGGGUAAUGUUGAAUCAAACCACACCCAUAGGCCUCUAUAGAAAACUGGAUUUCCACAAUCAGAUUCACAUCGGUGGUCGUCCUCCAUAUGAAUUUUCUGAGGGUAUCGAGACAUCAUUCACUGGUUGCGUUGCCCGACUACAAUUGAACUCUGUAAACUUGCUCAAUUUCGCGCCUAGCAGAGGAGGGCAAAAAUGCCAAUUUCGUAUCCUGCCGGUGCCGUCGUUGCUGCUCGACAUGCUCGACGCCGACAACGUGACCCUGUUGCAGAUCACAGUCGACGAAGAGAAGACGUUACACCUCGUCAGCAACGCGUCUCGUUUCAAACAGAUUGCAAAUCCAUCAAUUAACGUGGCUGACGGCGGAUGGCACAGUUUUCUGUUGAGAAUUCGGGGACCACGUCUGGAAGUGGAGAUCGACGGAUAUACGGUUCUUUGGUUGGAAGGUCAAGAAGUACGUCGAAUAUCCGCCCGGUUGUCAUCGUUGGUGCUGUCGUCCGUUGGAUGCUAUCGGUCAACAACCAUCGACUUUGAUAAGGUCCACGCAGAGAGGACUGUAAUCAGAGGCGGCUGCGAAAUGGUAGACAGAUGUCAACCAUCUCGAUGUGAAAACGAUGGUGUUUGUCAUCAAACGACGCUCUUUGACUAUAAAUGCAUUUGCACCAAAGGACAUCACGGAAAGAAUUGUCAUUCAUCGAAUUUACCUCGUUCAUGCGAAGAGUGGUGGAGCUCACGUGGAAAUCGGACUCGAAUAGCAUUAGCUGGUAAAAAUCUCACAAUUGAUUUGGAUGGUGGCGGACCAAUGAAGCCGAUGCUCGUCACCUGCAUGAUGGUCAAGGACGAUAUGGGAUUCGAUGUGCCGAGAGAUUUCCAGAUCAACACCGUAUUACAACACGAUUUAAAGCGACCUAUUUACGUCACUGGCGACACGAAUCCUGGCGUGAUCAGGAAACAGCUUGUCUAUGGUGUUUCAACUGAACAGAUGGACCGUCUCGUUGAGGGAUUCGAAACGUGUUCCCAGUACAUGCGAUUUUCAUGUCGUGGAGGAGCACGGCUGAUGACCUUGGGCGAAGAUCGCUCGCCAUCCUCCUGGUAUUCUACUCGAUCUGAGAAGCACGGGCUCCAGUGGGGAGACGCACCACCGUACAGUCGCAUGUGCUCGUGCGCUACAAAUGGCACUUGUCUGCACAACAGGAUGUGUAAUUGCGACUCUGGGGAGGAUGCGACUGACGAAGGAGUGAAUUCCUAUUCGCAGCUGCUCCCGGUUACAGGACUUUUCCUUGGCGGAACAACGAAGUCGUCAUCGAUUGAAGUGGAAAUUGGACCGUUAAUCUGCAACCGAAGAGUCUCGUUCGAGCCGAUCACGUUUUCGGACAGGAAUUCUCGUCUAACCAGUGUCCGCACACUCUCCGUGAGAACUUUCGACAUUUCUUUCCAGGCGAAAUUCAGACAUCCCUAUAUGAGCUUGUUUUCGUGGGAGAGCAUCGAUUCUCUGCACUGGUUGCAUCUAUACAUUCAAGAUGGGAAGAUUGUCGGUGAGAUCGUGAAUGGAGGCGAAACGCUGCAAGUGAUGACUGAUUCCAUCUACAACGAUGGCCUAUGGCAUUCUAUCUACUGGGAAGCCGAUACACAAGGGAUGAGACUACGUGUAGAUGGACGAACUAGCGAAACCAACGCCUCAACACUCAUACUUCCAAGUGCCCAUCAGUGGACAAUAGGUUCUCGAACAGAGCGUGGUUCAUCGGGUUUCGCAGGCGUCAUACGAAGCGUGUAUUUGUGCGGAGAAGAGUUACAACUGAGCACGGUGGUCAGAAAGGACUACAAUAAAGGUGUUCACAUCGGAGAUGAAGGUUACUGUCGUGAGGGUUUGUGUAAGAACGGCGGUGUCUGUUUGGAUAAAUACGACGGUUACGCAUGUGAUUGCUCUGGAACUCCAUUUGGAGGAGACGAUUGCAGCAAAGAGUACAGUAUGUUCGUUCCAAUGGGCUCAUCAUUGCAAAUUCCGUGGCAAAAUCCAGCUCAUACGAGCACCUGCCAUCGCAUUGCCAUACAGACGACCACAACAAAUGUCUCGAUUCUGAGGUCAAAGGCUCUGUUCGCCGAAUCCACAUUCAAUAUGUCCAUAGAAGAACAAGGUCAUCUUAGUAUAUCUGUUUACGACGGAUUCUCCUCACAUCACAAUAAUUUAGAAGAGCGAUGGAAUCUCAGUGAUAAUAUUAUGCACGAUGUAGAGUUCUGCGCUUCGAACUCGAGUUUUAACCUUACCAUUGACGAUGAACCGUCCAUUCACUUCGAAGGAAACUGGUCAUUCUUCCAAAACUUCAACGUCUGGACGUUUCUGGAUAAAAAUUACACUGGCUGCGUAUCGCGACUGCGGGUUGGUUCAUCAUUUCCGCUCAAAAAUCCGAAGGCUGCUCGUUUAAAGCACUCAGGAAAAAUCCGAUUUGGAAGCUGCUCGGUAGACGUAAUUGAUUAUCGUCAACCUUCCACAAGAAUACCGGAUGAUGAAGAGAUUCAUAUUCAUGCUGUUGUUCAUGCUAAGCACCACAUCAUCUCACUGACAUCAAUCAUCGGUCUCGCUGUCGCUGGUGUUUUAGCUUUGCUGUUAUCUAUUCUUGUGUGUUAUAUGAGAUCUCGUCCGGAGGGUGUGUACAAAACAAACGAAGGCGAAUACAGUCCAUCUCGGAGUGAAGAACCAUUGGUCAAUGGAAUGCCAGUUGGAGGAAAAGAAUAUUUCUGCUAG
Angiostrongylus costaricensis is the source of this 2982-nucleotide messenger RNA. The record is from the annotation of a GenBank genome assembly. NCBI's taxonomy places the organism in Eukaryota, Metazoa, Nematoda, Chromadorea, Rhabditida, Metastrongylidae.